Molecule: messenger RNA, 1484 nt
Organism: Eubalaena glacialis (North Atlantic right whale)
Lineage: Eukaryota; Metazoa; Chordata; Mammalia; Artiodactyla; Balaenidae
Gene: DOK5
Product: docking protein 5
Exons: 8
Coding region: 259-1179 (306 amino acids)
Biological process (GO): cell surface receptor protein tyrosine kinase signaling pathway; positive regulation of MAPK cascade
Cellular component (GO): cytoplasm
Source: RefSeq, a predicted model, not a curated record
CUCGCCUCGCGGCGCUGCGCUCUCUGCGCUCCCCCUAAGUGGCUGCAAACCGGCCGCCCACUUUCAGGUUUUGGGGGACGGAGAAAGUGAUGUGCGCCUUCUGAAGCCACGCCGGGCCGCAGCCGUAGCCGCUUCACCUUGUCAACUUUCUCCUUCCCCACCCCAAAGCCUUCUCUUGACCCUGGCCUCAGCCCUCCCCAAAGCCACUUAGGGUGCGUGCGCUUGGGUGAGGAGGGGGGCUGUCACUGGCUGUCCGGGAUGGCUUCCAAUUUUAAUGACAUAGUGAAGCAAGGGUACGUGAGGAUCCGGAGCAGACGCCUAGGGAUUUAUCAACGAUGUUGGUUAGUAUUCAAGAAAGCUUCAAGCAAAGGUCCAAAAAGACUGGAGAAAUUUUCCGAUGAACGUGCUGCAUAUUUUAGGUGUUAUCAUAAGGUUACAGAACUCAACAACGUGAAGAACGUAGCUCGGUUGCCAAAAAGCACCAAGAAACAUGCCAUAGUGAUUUAUUUCAAUGAUGAUACCUCCAAGACCUUUGCUUGUGAAUCAGAUCUUGAGGCUGAUGAAUGGUGCAAAGUUCUCCAGAUGGAGUGUGUAGGGACGCGAAUCAAUGACAUCAGCCUUGGAGAGCCUGACUUACUGGCUACGGGGGUUGAGAGAGAACAGAGUGAGAGAUUCAAUGUGUAUUUGAUGCCAUCUCCUAACUUAGAUGUACAUGGCGAAUGUGCCUUGCAGAUUACAUAUGAGCACAUCUGUCUUUGGGACGUCCAGAAUCCCAGAGUCAAACUCAUCUCUUGGCCGCUAAGCGCCCUGCGGCGGUAUGGACGAGAUGCUGCUUGGUUCACUUUUGAGGCAGGGAGGAUGUGUGAGACUGGUGAAGGGCUGUUUAUCUUUCAAACGCGAGAUGGGGAGGCCAUCUACCAGAAAGUCCACUCUGCUGCCUUGGCCAUAGCCGAGCAACACGAGCGCUUGGUACAGAGCGUGAAAAAUUCAAUGCUCCAGAUGAGGAUGAGUGAGCGGGCCGCCUCGCUGAGCACCAUGGUGCCCUUGCCUCGAAGCGCCUACUGGCAGCACAUCACGCGGCAGCACAGCGCAGGGCAGCUCUACCGCCUGCAAGAUGUCACCAGCCCUCUGAAGCUUCAUCGAACAGAGACUUUUCCUGCCUACCCAUCUGAGCACUGACGGAACUGCCAAGAAUUGCUGUGUGACAUGCUUGUGAUGUGUCAGGCACAGAUCCACCCGGGAGGUCAGAGGAUGACCCCGAGGGAAGCGCUGAAGAAAAGAAGCUACACGUCCUGGCUAACUGUGUGGUCCUUGGGAAACUCUGCAAUACAAUAUUUGUCUUUUCCUUUUUUUCCUUUCUUUUUUUUUCCCCCCUUAAAAAAAACUUAGCAUAAUUGAAACCUUUUCCUUAAAAGGUUUUUCUUUUUUCUUUCCUUAAAAAAAAUUAGCAUAAUUGAAACCUGCUCUAUAGAUAUCGACGUUUU